AGUUUUAUUGAGCACAGCAGAAAAGUUUUAUCCUGCGAUAUUCAGUCUGGUACUGUGGAGAAAACAAGUCAACGGUGUGCUUUUGACAGACGUAUGAGAUUUUUCAUGGUAAACGCAAGAAGAAUAUUAUCUGACAGCUUGUCAUUGGUUGCCUGCCAUGACGUCACACCCAUUGACCGUCGACGUUGCAGAUAUGGCGGAAGUAAAAGUGUUUCCGUUGUGCUGUGUGGUGCAGAACUAUGCCUGGGGUAAAGUGGGUCUGGACAGUGAGGUUGCCCGGCUGGUGGUCGGUGGAGACCCUCAGGCGCACAUAGAAGAUGACAAACCUUAUGCAGAGCUUUGGAUGGGCGCUCAUCCCAAAGGCGAUGCUCUCAUUAAAGACAACAGGAUAUCCCAGAGGACACUGGGACAGUGGAUUGCAGAUGUCCCAGGAUGCCUGGGGUCAAAGGUCAAGGACACAUUCCAUGGGGAGCUACCCUUCCUCUUCAAAGUGCUGUCUGUCAACACGGCUCUGUCCAUCCAGGCACAUCCCAACAGGGAACUGGCUGCUAGACUUCAUGCACAGUUUCCAGAGCAUUACCCAGAUAGCAACCAUAAGCCUGAGAUGGCCAUUGCCCUUACACAGUUUGAAGGUCUUUGUGGCUUUCGGCCAGUAAAGGAAAUCAUGGACUUUCUCAAAAAUGUCCCAGAGUUUCGUACAUUAGUCAGUAAUGAAGCAGCAGAGGAUCUCCAGAGCUCUGAGAACGAUCCUGACCGAACAUCUCACGCGCUGAAGAAAUGUUUUACACGCAUGAUGAACUGCGAGAAGAAACUGUUCAUCGAUCAGCUCAACAUGCUUGUUAAACGAAUCUCAGAAGAAGAGGCUGCAGGCAGAGACACAUCCAGUAGUAAUGGAGAACUGUUGCUACGGUUACAUUCACAGUAUCCAGGGGAUAUCGGAUGUUUUUCCAUCUACUUCCUGAACCGUAUCGUGCUGCAGCCGGGCGAGGCCAUGUUUCUGGGAGCUAAUGAACCUCAUGCCUAUCUUUCUGGAGACUGUGUUGAAUGUAUGGCGUGCUCUGAUAACACUGUACGUGCCGGACUGACUCCCAAAUACAUCGAUGUGGACACCUUGUGUGAGAUGCUCAAUUACUGUCCCGCCCCAGUCAGUGCCAAAAUCUUCCCCUGUGUGCGGGACAAUUCAGACCCCUGCGUUUACAUCUAUGACCCACCUGUGCCCGACUUCACUGUCAUGAGAAUACAGGUUCCUCCCUCGGUGGGUCAUUACACCAUAAGUGCGCUGGAGUCCGCUGGCAUUCUAUUGGUUAUUGAAGGAGAGGCCGUCGCCACCUCUGAUGCGGCCCUCUCUGACAUCACUCUGAAGAGAGGAUCUGUGCUUUUCGUUUCAGCCAAUGAGAGCGUUUCUUUGCAGGUGACAUCAUUAUCGGGCAUGACCAUGUUCCGAGCUUGCUGCUUACUGUAGGAAACGUGUGCAGAAAUUCCUGUAUCCAUCUGUCCUGAUCAUAACCACCCGGUGAAACAGAUUCAGAAUAAUAUUCCCAUAUGUUUUUGGGUGAUGUAAAAUCAUGUUUUGGUUAAAAAAAUCCACAGCAUGAAAAAUAAUCCCUUAGAAUGACAAAUACUAUGAUAAUGUUUAAAAUGCUUACUAAAAAACAAAAAUAGUAGAUCUAAUUAUGAUUGAGAUUCUGACAUGUUUAAAUAUUUGUGCAUGUCCUUUUGAAGUAUGUAAACGCUGAAUUCAUGUACAACUAGUUUUAUUAUAGAGUCAACAUGAAACCACGUUUGCAACUUAUCUCGUAUAAUAAUGAUAUUACGAGACAGGAUUAUGCAUUGAGAAAGUAAUUUUUGAUUUCAUGUUGACUUUAAAGGUCACCUAACAUGGCCAUUUUUCAAGAUGUAAUAUUAGUCUCUGGUGGCCCAGAAUGUAAAGUUUUAGGUUCAUAUCAAUAGGUAAUAUCCUAUUGAUGAUUUAUUAUACCAUGCAGUGCUCUGUCACUUUAAAUGCUGUAACUGUUAUCUAUAUAGAAAAAAUACAUAGUUUUUAAUAAGGCAAUCACUUUACUUUAUGAUUGUGCGGUAAUGAAUUAUGUAAAAAGAAGAUUUAUAUGACCUAAGUGUGGUCUUUAGAUGGUUGUGGGCGGAGCCUGCGCAAAUUGAUGUCAGUUUGCUCAAAAAACAGCUCGUCCCAUGAAACUAUUGAUGUUUUUAGGGGAUUUUAAUAAUUUCGAUUUGUAUCAUUACACGGUGGUUGUGUACACACACAAUUAUCUUCAAACAACAAAUAAAAGUGAAUUUCUCAUA
Molecule: messenger RNA, 2301 nt
Organism: Paramisgurnus dabryanus
Lineage: Eukaryota; Metazoa; Chordata; Actinopteri; Cypriniformes; Cobitidae
Gene: mpi
Product: mannose phosphate isomerase
Biological process (GO): GDP-mannose biosynthetic process; carbohydrate metabolic process
Cellular component (GO): cytosol
Molecular function (GO): mannose-6-phosphate isomerase activity; zinc ion binding
Source: RefSeq, a predicted model, not a curated record